This is a messenger RNA of Trypanosoma grayi, 1320 nucleotides long. Its product is annotated as putative sugar transporter. The coding region runs from base 1 to 1320 and encodes 439 amino acids. The record is from RefSeq and is a predicted model, not a curated record. The transcript has a single exon. NCBI's taxonomy places the organism in Eukaryota, Euglenozoa, Kinetoplastea, Trypanosomatida, Trypanosomatidae.
AUGGAGAUUCGCUGUUUCUUGGUGCACUGCAGCGAUACUUCCGCGGGACUCCCUUAUGUGGAGGUGCCGCCGCCCUCUGCUGACGUGCGUGAUACGGUGGCCAAGGUUUUCGGCAGGCAUUCGCCGGAAUUCUAUUGGCGUCUCGGCAACGACCCCCGCUGCUCCCGCCGCAUGGUGUCGGUGUCGCUAGAGAAUUGUGUUUCUGCGGAAGAGCCGUUGACCAGCCGAGUGCACCCGCAUGUUCCGCAACGCCUCGUGCUGAAGUGUCUUGGCAAGAAUGCAAUAAAGGUUACCCGGUGUGCAGUUGUGGUCAACCCUGGCAACCAGCAAGCACGGCAGGAUCGCUUUCUACUGCACCGUAACGAGUCCACGGUGCUUCGGGUUGGUGAUUGCAUUGGUGUAACAGACCGAGUGUGGAUGCAGGUUGUGCUAGCGUGUCUCUGCGUCAAUGAUGCGGCAAAGGAACCGUUCGUGAUGUCGCAGGACAACACGGGCAGAGUUCACCACUCUGGGUGUAAAGUGCUGUGUCCGCAGUCGCCGGAGCUUCCUCCGUAUCCAUUCGUGCACGUGGACCGGCCAUGGCAGAAGCUGCCGUCUUCUGUGCGGGCCUCGCUUGUGCAUACCGUGUGGCGGUUCCAACUGUCCGCGGACUCCAACACGGCCGGAACAACGACACCAGCGGGACCAGCCAUGGAUACCUUGAGCCUCACGUGCACAUCAGAAAUCACCUUCAAUGGGAAGGACGACAUGGUAGAGGAGGCAGCAACGGUGACGGUUGCCAGUAAUUGUUCACUUGUGUGUGCUAAAGACGGAACGGGUACGUCAAGUAGUGAAACUCGAAGCAAACGACAGCAGCAUGUUGCCUCAUCCGGAAGCCACGCUGCCGAAUCUCAAGCCCUUUCAUUAGACGCAGAGCCUCUCCAAAAGAAACAGUGUACUUCUGCCACUAGUCUGACAAACCUGCAGAGUGUGCCCCCUACCGGCUUGGUUGAAAAUAAUACUUAUUGCGACACAUAUGAUGAACGUUUAGAUGAAGCACUUUGUGCGCUUGAGGCGCGAGUCGCUGUUGCCGAUCGGAUCAUCACAGCGGAGCCACCGCCGCCGCUGCUGCUGGGUGACAGCCCGACGACAACGAAAGGCCAGUCAGUGGAGCCAGUGCGGUCGGGUCGUUGUGGUCGGUCCGUCGGGGUGAACAGGCCCCUCCAGCAAGUGGGCAAUGCGCAGGAGCAGCAGCAACAGCAGCAGUUUGGGCGCCUGGGCGGCGUCAUUGCCACUCGUCCCGCAAAUGAUGAGUCGCAGGUGGUGUACUACCGUCACUAG